Molecule: messenger RNA, 2402 nt
Organism: Chiloscyllium plagiosum (whitespotted bambooshark)
Lineage: Eukaryota; Metazoa; Chordata; Chondrichthyes; Orectolobiformes; Hemiscylliidae
Source: RefSeq, a predicted model, not a curated record
CCGCUGUGGGCCAUGCCCCGCCCCCUAAGCCGUCACUUUUCCUCGCCCCGUCUCUAGUAUCUUUGUGACGUCACAAGGCGGAAGUGGCCCUGUCAGUUUCAAAGUGAAUCUCCCGCCCUCUGGCCGACUCUUCAUCCUGGGAGGGAGGCAGAGAUGGGAGGAGGGGAAAUUGGUCACUUGUAGCAACUGGAGUGAAUGCAGGGACGGAGCAGCCUCCGCAAACUCAGAGUAUUUGAAAAUCUGAAGACUGAAGUUUCAAAAUCAACAGAUGAAGGGCUUAUGUCUGAAACAUUGACUCUCCUGCUCCUCGGAUGCUACCUGACCUGGUGUACUUUUUCAGCGCCACACUUUUCGACUGACUGUCCAGCGUCUGCAGUCCUCACUUUGAUGUCAAUGUCUGACAGUCACUCAAUCCUUCGGGACCACAACGAUUUUUGACUGUGAUUUCUGUGAGAGGGAUCAAUGCUUCUUGGCUCCUGUUUGAGGACGUUUUCAGCAUCAGUGGGACUGGACGAGAGACCCCACUAUUGCAGCGCACUGUGCGUGGUGCCUGAAACAGUUAUACCGCCUGGAAAGGGGAUUUCACGGCAGGGAGGGACUCUGCACGUGUUUGUGUGCAGCUGAAGCUGUGGCCAUGGAGAAACCUGAGGAAUCCCGCCCUGUGGAGGAACCGUGGAAGUGUGGCGACUGUGGGAAAGGCUUCCAUGUCCCGUCUGCCCUGGAGACACAUCGGCGCAGUCACACCGGGGAGAGGCCAUUCCCCUGCACCGACUGCGGGAAGGCCUUCAGACAUUCCUCCCACCUGCUGGCCCACCAACUGGUCCACACGGGGGAGAGGCCGUUCACCUGCUCUCAGUGUGGGAAGGGCUUCACCACCUCCUUCAAGCUGCGAAGCCACCAGCGGGUCCACACGGGGGAGAGGCCCUUCAGCUGCCCCGAGUGCAGGAUGGCCUUCAGCACAUCUUCCUCCCUGCGGACCCACCAGUGGAUCCACACCAGGGAGAGGCCGUUCAUCUGCUCUCAGUGCGGGAAGGGCUUCAGCACAUCUUCCUACCUGCUGAGACACCAGCAUGUCCACACGGGGGAGGGGCCCUUCAGCUGCCCCGAGUGCGGGAAGGGCUUCAUCUGCUCCUCCCACCUCCAGACCCACCAGCGGAUCCACACGGGGGAGAGGCCCUUCAGCUGCCCUGAGUGCGGGAAUGCCUUCAGCACAUCUUCCUCCCUGCUGACCCACCAGCGUGUCCACACCGGGGAGAGGCCGUUCACCUGCUCUCAGUGUGGGAAGGGCUUCACCACCUCCUUCAAGCUGCAGAGCCACCAGUGGAUUCACACGGGGGAGAGGCCCUUCACCUGCUCUCAGUGCGGGAAGGGCUUCACCACCUCCUCCAACCUGCUGACCCACCAGCGUGUCCACACCGGGGAGAGGCCGUUCACCUGCUCUCAGUGCGGGAAGGGCUUCAACUGCUCCUCCAACCUGCAGACCCACCAGCAGGUCCACGCGGGGGAGAAGCCCUUCAGCUGCCCCGAGUGCGGGAAGACCUUCAGCAAUUCCUCCAACCUCCAGACCCAUCAGCAGGUCCACACUGAGGAGAAGCCCUUCAGCUGCCCCGAGUGCGGGAAGGGCUUCAACUGCUCCUCCAACCUCCAGACCCACCAGCGGAUCCACACGGGGGAGAGGCCCUUCAGCUGCCCCGAGUGCGGGAAGGCCUUUACCCAGGUCUCCCACCUGCGGAAGCACCAGCGAGUUCACGUGCCAUCGCAGGGGGAUUGAUGGAGUGACGGCCGAGUGCCAUUAUCGAUUGGACUAUCAACCCGGUUCCGGGGACUCCCGGGUUCGAAUCCCGCCACGACAGAUGGCAGAAUUGGUAUUCGGUCAGAAAUGUGGAGUUCGGAAUCGAACGAUGAGACCGUUUCAGGGAGGGGGUGGUGCGGGGGAGAAAGCCCCCAUCUGAUUCCCUCUCUCCCUUGUUAGGGAAGGGAACCGCCAUUGUGGGAAAGGAUUCACUCAGUCGUUCCAGCUGCACCCUUUACCUGGUCUGGCCUACACGUGACUCCAGACCCACAGCAGUCUGGUUGACUCUACACUGCCCCUUCCUGGCAAAUGAGCGGGGAGAAACUUACUUGGAGACGGGGUAUGGGUUGAAAUUGCUGAUGAGGCAAUACUUCCUCCGGGUUAUGGCUGUACCAAGGAUCCGAUUACAAAGGGACAACUUGGUGCUGGCCAAUAGUAAAGACAGUGUGGUGAGGAGGGAAAGUGUGGUGGCAGGGGGAGGAGAGGAGGUGUGGUGUGUGUACUUUGACCUUGAGGUGUUCAAAAAGCAGAUACUUUUUCCCUGCCUUUUUUGCUGGGGGGAUCUUAAGCUGUCACAAAGUUGGGUUGCAAUAAAGGUUACCUGAACUUA